This is a messenger RNA of Paramecium octaurelia, 1276 nucleotides long. NCBI's taxonomy places the organism in Eukaryota, Ciliophora, Oligohymenophorea, Peniculida, Parameciidae. The record is from the annotation of a GenBank genome assembly.
AUGGAUGAAUAAAGGCAAAACAAAAUCAUAUUAAAAGUAUUAUGUUCUUUAGAAUUAGAUUUUAGUAAAAUAAGCUUUGAUACAGUAAUAUUUAAUUAACAUAAAUGUGUGUUGUCUUUUGAAUGAUUACUUUUAUACCAUUGCUUUAAAUGGUUUAGCAAUAAUUUUCAUCGCUUUUGUAUAUCAUAUAGUUCCUUUGAAGAGUAGUAAGAUAAAAUACAUUGUGGAAUAUUCGUUGCUGGCUGGUGUGCAAGUAAGAAUAUAGGAGAUAAUAGAUUCUUGCUAUUUUUAUGAAGGAUUUACUAAUAUAUUUGGCAAGUUCAUUAUUAGGUUUAUCAAUUCUUUCAGUGCUAUUUAAGAUUUGCAGAACUCAGUUGAACGUUGACCAAUCACUGGGACUUUUUAAAUUAGUAAUUAUAUAUAGUUUAAUAGUUGAAAGUGUGUAGGAAUGUUGAAAUGUUUUUUAAGUUUGCAGCUUUUAUUUUUAUCACUGCAUUUAAAUUCUGUAUUGCCAUGGAGCUGGAUGUAGAUAUUUGUUAUAUUGUGGUUUAUUUUAGUUUGUGGUUUACUAUUUUAAAUUUGCAUGAUUUUGAAUUUAUUGUAUAAAACUCUGAAAAGAUUCAAUUAUUCACUUGAAAGAAGAAACAGCACAAAUUUAAAAUAUUAUGGUGGAAUUUGGUAUACAAUAUAAUUGCAUUGUCUAACAUUCAACCCAUUCUUUACUUUAUUGAACUUUUGUCUCACAAUGGACUAGAAUUUUACUAUGAUCUACCUACCGAUAAUGUGCAUAAUUGGAUGGGUAGUAAUGAUGAUUGUGUCAUUCAUUAUUCGUAAAGAAGUAAAGUAACAGUAAAUAGACAAUAAGAUAAUAUUAUUAGUAAAUUAACAAUAUGAUCCCAUAAGUUGGCACCUCCGAAAAUGAAGUGUUCAUGAAUGAGGGCAUUCCCAAGUAUCUAAUGAAGAUAUCUUCCACUUAUUUCCAAUAAACUGACAAGCCAUUUGAAAUUCUAUCUACAUCUCCUCGUAAAUCAAAUGAUGCUGAUAUGAAAUGUUUGAUAUGUUUUGAAAAUGAGAGUGGAUACGUACUUAUGAAUUGUGGACAUGGUAUUCAUAUCAAACUAUAUUUGCAGGUGGUUUAUGUCUGAAAUGUGCAUCAAAUCUUCUCUUGAAGAAUAAAGAAUGCUAUUUAUGUCGUUAACCUAUUAUGAAAGUAUUCUAAAUCUAAAAGAACAAUUUUAACUUCGUUGAAGUCAUAGGAAUUAUAGAAACAUAAUGA